AUGAGAACUGUCAAAAUUUUGCAGGAAGUACUCACAUGCAACGCUGUUUACAAUAGCAAUUCGCGACGUUUUCGGGUUUGUUGUGGCACAGUGCUAUUGUUUUUUUCUUAUUCGUCCCGUUUUCCAUAAAAUGCCUCCCGUGGUCGCCGGGGUCGUGCAACUGUGCUCGUGAUCUCGGACUGGGUAUCGUGACGGCGGAUUUGCGUAACGCAGCCAUGGGCGCAAAGGCGAGCACCGCGAACGGAGAGCAGAGCCCGCGCGCCAGGACAUUCUCGACCAGCUCCAGCUCCGACGUGGUGUCGGGGAGCGCGGGGUUCAGCCUGCUGCGCGCCAUUCCUGGGAUACAGCUGGCGAGUGACAGGCAGCGCGCGCGGUCCCUGUCGUCAGUGCCUGAUCUUCACGCGUCGCACGAGGCGAUCGCCAUCCCGCCCAACUCGCAGAGCUACGAGGCGUCCGCGGCAGCCAGCCCCGACACCGACUCCAGCUCCAACGAGGACGUAGGCCCGGCGGCGGGCGCGGCGCUGGCGCUCGGCCGUGUGUACGCCGCGCACUCGCUGCCUUCGCACAUCUGGUCCCUAAACGGAAUCAAAUGCCCCGUGUGCAGCAAAUUCGUGCUGCCCGACGACAUCGAGUGCCAUCUCGUCAUGUGCCUGACGAGGCCGAGGCUCUCCUACAAUGAGGACGUGCUGAGCGACUCGAAGGGCGAAUGCGUGAUCUGCCUGGAGGAGCUGGUGGCGGGCGACACCAUCGCGCGCCUGCCCUGCCUCUGCAUCUACCACAAGGGAUGUAUAGACCAAUGGUUCGAAGUGAACAGAUCAUGCCCCGAGCACCCCGGCGACUAGGCGCCGCGCGCACCGCCUCCCCGGCCUCGAGCGCCCCGGCAAGGCCCGGCGCGAGGCCCGCCCCGGCGAGGCCCGGCGCGAGGUCCGACGCGAGGCCCGCCCCGGCGAGGCCCGACGCCUCCGGCCGCGUCCGUCAAGUGCCAUGUCGCGAGUGAUAUAAUUUUAUACAAUGAACUGACUGCCCUGUGGGCUUGUAAAUAUAAACUUAUGCUAGUGAGAUGUUUUACCGUUUAAUGAAUUUACGAUUAAAACGAAAACAAAAAUAAAAAAAUACAAAGACAAUUCUAUUAUAGUAAAACGCUAAUGGGAAUUUCUCGGUGGAGUAUUAUAACUAUGGAAUAUUAUAAUUGAACAUUUUACAUCGUUACGUUUACUUUAUGUUCUGACGCAGCGGCGCCGCUCGCGCGCUAGGAGCGCUUGUGCAAUGGACGACUGACACGACAGACUGACAUGAGUGAUGAGUUUACGCCGUCAAUAUCUAUGCUUGGUUAGAAAAGGUAAUGCCCAUCCCCGGCCCAGGCCUACCCUAACCACCCGGCAAUUUACGUAUAUCUAAAAAAAUCUUGAUAAUUCUACUUUAACAUUAAAGUCAUUACUUAAUCAAAAAAAGUUUGUAACAACGUUUUACGACAUUUUUAAUUUUUCCACAACGGGGACAAGCAAACAUCGUUGACCAAACAGCCUGAGCUUUACGAUAUUUUUACAAAACUUAUUAUAUGAUUGGUUUGUUUGUUUGUUCGUUUUUUAUUUGUUAAGCUUGUUGGUAACAGAAAAAUAAUAAAAUAAAUAAAUAACUGCGCAGCUUUGGUACAUCGGCGAACAUUUUGCCCUAGAAAGGUAAUGACAAAAAUGUGUUUUUCCUCAAGAACCAUAUUUUUAUUAAGCCCUUUAUUUAACCAGAUCCUUAUUUAUACAUCACACUAUCAUCUCCUAUACUUUUAUUCGGGGUACACCUGGGUUCCCUGGGCCGACUGUAUGGGCCGAUGGGCAUUUACCUUAGUGCUUUUCUUUAGGGAAUGGUCUGUCCAUCCACUUGUCCAUUUUAUAAUUACAUAUUUAUCUCUGUCGCCUGUUUUGUGAGUAAAUUGGAUACUCCGCAAGUUUGUGCGCUUUCAUUUUAACUUUGCGCUUAGCGCAUGCAUGUAAUGCUAAACGACGGUGAGACGCAAGUUGAAGACUAAAGCGUACAAAUGUGGACACGUCUACCGUUUAAGGAGGCGAGAUGAGUAAUAAAAAAAAACUGUUUAUUUCAAGCCUUGGUGACUUAUGACCCUUAGUUGUAAACAAAUAAUGUAAACAAAUUGAAAGUAUGACUGCUGACGACAGAUAAGGACGUGUUUACAUUAUCUCGCUUCGUUAAACUUACAGCCCGAUGCAAACUUCAUGCAAUUACGUGCGGUUGUCGCGACGCAGGUCGUGUAUAAAGUAUGAUAAAAUCAGUGGUCUGCAGUUCAAACAUGCUUUGAAGUACUCCAGUGGCGUGCAUUAGGUGGCCGAUAAGGGUAUGCUCUAGUAAUAAAAUUAAGCAAACUAUAAAUUAGGGUAUAGCCCUAAGAGUUGUCUUCUUAGUUUGUCUUAGUGCUUAUUAAAUUCAUUUUUUUUCAAUUUGCUUAAUUUUAUUACUACUGCAUACCCUGAUCGACAACCUUAUGCACGCCACUGGAUAAAAUCAAGACGGGUGGAAGAGAAGCGCGCGCGGGGUGAUGUUAUGCCGUUGCGUCGGUACGUUACCACGGAUGCCUAAAGUUUUGCAUUGCUCGCACAAUGUCCGAAACGUCAUGAAGUUUGCACCGUACUAUACUUUAGGUCCGUAUUAACAGACGUUACUCAAGUGCACGCACACCAGUGCAAUGUUGCGUUCAUCACAAAUAAUCAUCAUCACAAUUAUGAUCUCAAGUAACGAAACUUUAGUGUGACGUAAAAGAGUACAAGUUAAUAAAAUUGGAACUAAUAAACUCGCUGUGUGGCAACACCACAUUUACUGUCAUUAACACAACGAUCUGUCAUUAUAGUGGAAAUUCGGAUAACUUACCAGAAUUAGAAUAAAUAUAAUUUACUUAGAUGAUUUGAAUUUAAUAAAUGUAAAUCAUGAAAUCGGCUAUCUUAGUACCCAUACCAUAACAUGGUGAUGCUUACUUCAGGGCUAGAUAGUAAGUAUUUUCCAAAUAUUAGUUUAUUUAUAUUAGAUAUUAAUAUAAUUUUCAACAAAUCAUCUUAUUCACUAUAAAAAUAUAAUAUUAUUUACGUAUAGAACAGAAUAUCAAUUAUUAUCAAGUAUCAAGGUAGUUGCAAUCCUCAUUUAUGUUCUACUCUUUUGUGUCGUACAUAGCAAUAUUGACGAACGUCUAUUAAUAUUGGCUUUAGUGGCUGAGAUGCGAAGUUAUAGUCUGGCAGAUUUGUUGAUAACACUCCCAUGAUAUGCGGGCGACAGGGGGAAAGACUGCGCGGGUGUGAAAUCGCGUCGCAGUCGUGGGUUUUUCAUUCAUCGCUACACGCCCCCCAGCCCGCGUGCAACAUCGAGGGUGUUACGAACGAAGUUGCCAAGCUAUAGUCAUUUAAACUGGCGAAGACCAAAAGAUAUAAUAAGCCCGCUUACUGUAACCGAGAGCGAGGUAGGUAGGUACGGAGAGGGCAGCGCGAGCCGCGGCGCCGCACAUGUAUGUAUGUAUAUUGUGUAUAUUGUAGGACGUCCUGUGUUGCAGCGACUCGGCGCCGCAGUACAUAUCUGUUCCGUAGCUUAUGUAUAAUGAUAUCAUUUGAUCUUUUUCAUCUUGAUAAAUAAAGUUGAUUUGUUUCUAAAUUUU
Bicyclus anynana (squinting bush brown) is the source of this 3646-nucleotide messenger RNA. RefSeq names its product E3 ubiquitin-protein ligase ZNRF1. The coding region runs from base 216 to 842 and encodes 208 amino acids. The record is from RefSeq and is a predicted model, not a curated record. The transcript has 4 exons. Lineage: Eukaryota; Metazoa; Arthropoda; Insecta; Lepidoptera; Nymphalidae.